Messenger RNA from Camelina sativa (false flax), 622 nucleotides. Its product is annotated as chromophore lyase CRL, chloroplastic-like. Lineage: Eukaryota; Viridiplantae; Streptophyta; Magnoliopsida; Brassicales; Brassicaceae. Gene Ontology annotation, biological process: protein-phycocyanobilin linkage. The record is from RefSeq and is a predicted model, not a curated record. Gene Ontology annotation, molecular function: lyase activity.
UUAAAAAAACGCUAGGUAAAAGCUGGUUCUGUUUUGAAUCGCGCUCCGGAGAAACAAACAGAUACUAAAGAUGGAAUCUUUCAACUAAAUUCGAAACCUUUGAACUAAAAUUCGAAAGUUUUAAUGGGUACCACCGAGUCGGGUUCGGAUCCUGAAUCAAGCUCGAAUGGGUGGAGCUGGGCUCGUGGUUUGGUGAUUAAAACUCUGGUUCUUGUUGGCGGUGCUCUUCUCAUCAAGCGUCUCACUAAAUCCACUACUCGUAGGGAUCACGCUCGCGUCGUCUCUCGUUCUCUCACCGGAGAGAAGUUUACGAGGGAGCAAGCGUCAAGGGAUCCUGACAAUUACUUCAAUAUAAGAUGUCUUCUCAAGACAACAACGACAACAUGUUUGAAGAAGAGUUUGAAGGAGAAGAAGAAGAACCUCGACAACGUACUGCAACUAGUGGAUCUAAAAGGCAAAAAAGCAGCACAAUUGCUAAAUCAACCUCUGAUUCUCCUUCGGUGAAAGUAAGGAAACAAAUGGCUCCAAGAUCGGAUGUGUGGGCUAAUUUCAUUAAACAGAUUGUUGAUCCCAAGCUGGCCAAUUGUCGAUAUUGUGGAGCAGAGAUAGGGUGUGACACAAA